This is a messenger RNA of Notechis scutatus (mainland tiger snake), 4454 nucleotides long. Lineage: Eukaryota; Metazoa; Chordata; Lepidosauria; Squamata; Elapidae. The record is from RefSeq and is a predicted model, not a curated record.
GAGAAGAAGAAAGAAAAAGAAAGAAAGAAAAGACCCUGCGCCGUUGGAAACUUCCUUUAGUUAAGGCUGCAUCCAGGAGCCGGCGCUGGUGUUUGUUGAAAUCUCCCUCCUUUUUUUACACCUUGCCGUGUGUGUGCUCAACACCCAAAGUGCGCCCUGGGGCGAGUAUGAGAAUGAGCAGCGGCGACACUUUUCUGGAAGUUCGCCCACAAAAUCUCGGGAUCAUAACUUAUUAGGGAAGCUGCUGCAAGUGGGAAAGGGGGGAGAUCUGUCAACUCUGUUUUUACACAUUGGAGACAGCUGCUAUGGUUCGUUUUUUUUGGUGGGGGGGGGGGGGGGAACCACCGGGGCAACAAGUGAUAAUGACGACUGAAGGUGGUUCAGAUAGUGAAGUAAAAGAAUCAGAGAAUCUGAGGACUAACACAGGAAGUGAAAAUGCUGGGGAUGCACCAGAAAGUCAAGAAGAUCAGAAACAAAUAGAACACGGUUCUCCUGUCCUUCCAACUGCAGCUACCCAAAAGAGCCCUAAAAGCUCAGGUGGAAAGGGCAUUUCUCGUUUUAUCCCCCCCUGGCUUAAGAAACAAAAAUCAUACAGCAUAUCAGAACCCAAAGAUGAAACUAAGAAAAGAGAGCAUCUAGCAUCAGAAGAAGAGACAGCAGUGGACGAAGGAGAAUGUCAUCUUUCAGAAGAAGCUCAAUCUAAAGGAAAAUUAGAGGACAUUUCUGAGAAUCUCCAAGAAGCUGAAGUGGGUGGUGAUAAAGAAGAAAAACACGUUGAGUCACAGUCUGAUAAAGAAGACAAAGAAAUUAUUUCUGAAGCUACAGAAAACACUGAAGAUCGGAAAAGAGAGACAAAAGAGGUGCAAACAAGUGAAGUCAAAGUAGAAAGAGUGCUUCAAAAAACUCCUAAGAAGAUCAGGAUAGUACAGGCUAAAGUUGUGCUUUUGGAUGGCACAGAAUACAGUUGUGACCUUGAGAAAAAAGCAAAAGGGCAGGUGUUGUUUGACAAAGUAUGUGAACAUCUUAACCUACUGGAAAGGGACUAUUUUGGCUUGCUAUUCCAAGACCAUACAGAUCAGAAGAAUUGGCUUGAUAUUUCAAAGGAUAUCAAGAAGCAAAUUCGCAAUUUGCCAUGGCAGUUCACCUUUAAUGUGAAGUUUUAUCCACCUGACCCUUCACAAUUAACAGAAGAAAUCACCAGGUACUUCCUUUGUUUGCAGCUUCGUGAGGAUAUUGCUUCUGGACGUCUACCAUGCUCUUUUGUGACCCAUGCUCUGCUUGGUUCAUAUACUUUACAAGCUGAACUAGGUGACUUUGAUCCCGAGGAACAUGAUAGUGGUUACAUACAGGAAUUCCAGUUUGCACCUAACCAGACAAAAGAGUUGGAGGAUAAAGUAGUAGAAUUACACAAGACACACAGGGGUUUGACUCCAGCACAGGCAGAUGCCCAAUUCAUAGAAAAUGCCAAGCGACUAUCCAUGUAUGGAGUGGAUUUACACCAUGUUAAGGAUUCUGAAGGUGUGGACAUCAUGUUGGGGGUUUGUGCCAAUGGGCUACUCAUUUACAAAGACAGACUUCGAAUAAAUCGUUUUGCAUGGCCCAAAAUUUUGAAGAUUUCUUACAAACGCAGUAAUUUCUAUAUUAAAAUCAGACCAACUGAACUGGAACAGUUUGAGAGUACUAUUGGCUUUAAGCUGUCAAAUCAUAGGGCUGCAAAACGAUUAUGGAAGGUUUGUGUGGAGCAUCAUACUUUUUAUAGGCUUGUAUCACCAGAACAGCCUCCAAAAGCCAAAUUUCUCACACUGGGCUCCAAGUUCCGUUAUAGUGGACGUACCCAAGCACAAACACGCCAGGCUAGCAAUCUCAUAGAUAGACCUGCCCCACACUUUGAACGGACCUCAAGCAAACGAAUUUCCAGGAGUCUUGAUGGUGCUCCGGUAGGCAUUGUAGACCAGAGUCUGCUAAAGGACUUUCCUGUUGCUGCUGGUGGGAGGAUCUUUGAAACAGCUGAACAGCACAAGUUAAAAGAUGAUGAAGGCAGAGAUGCAGAUGGAGGCAUUGCUAAAAUGUCACAAUUAGAAGAUGGAAAGAGUUCACAUGAGACUCUAGACAUAGUGGAGAAGAAGCAGGCAGAGGUUGGGAUAGCAGAGACAAUAGUCACAGAUGAUACCGACAGGGGGAAAAUGCCAUUUGUCUGUGGUGGUGGGGAAAGUCAGAAGAUGGAACACCUAGCAAAAAAAGACUCUUCAUCACUGUCAUCCAAUAGCAACAGUAGUGAGAGUGAAGAUGAAGUUGGAGAGUAUCAGCCACACCAGCAGAUUAUACAAGAUACUAUAAAAGAAGAAUUGGAAGAAAAUGAAAGUCCCAAAGAGGAGGAACAGAGCUCAACAGCAGAAGUUUGUGUUAAAUUUUCAGAAGAAGUCAGUCCAAUUCAAACAGCAAUUGAGCACAAGCAGUUGACUGGGGCUCCAGUCCAAACAAAUGAAGCUUCCAUAAACACAUCAGAGAAGACAACAUUAAGAAGAUUGGAUGAUGAAUGCCCAAAAGAAGAAAAGGAGGAAGAUCUACCCAAACUAAAUGGAGAAGCAUUGCAUGUUGACAUUGAUGUUUCACCACAAUUAAUUUGUUGCUCAGAGCCUCCACUUAUUAAAACUGAGAUGGUGACGAUUUCAGAUGCUUCACAAAGAACUGAAAUAUCCACCAAAGAAGUCCCAAUUGUUCAGACAGAGACUAAAACUAUCACCUAUGAAUCUCCUCAGUUUGAUGAUGGUGGUGAUGUUGGUAUGUUGUUGAGUGCGCAGACAAUCACAUCAGAAUCUGUCUCUACUACCACAACCACACAUAUUACUAAGAUGGUAAAAGGUGGUGUGUCAGAAACCAGAAUCGAAAAGCGGAUUGUUAUCACGGGAGAUGCAGAUCUUGAUCACGAUCAGGCAUUGGCACAAGCCAUUAAGGAAGCCAAAGAGCAGCACCCUGACAUGUCUGUAACAAGAGUAGUGGUGCAUAAGGAGAGUGAACUUGAAGAGGAAGGCCAUUAAGGUUUAUGAAGAAUGCUUUGAGACUAUGAAGAACUUCAAUAAUUCCAAGUUGAUAUCCCAGCCAGUCUUUCACUGAAUACACCAAGCCUCACUACAGGGACCAAAUUUCUCUAAACCGAAUUGUCAACCUUACAGUUUUUCAUGUAUGUCUUUGUUUUUAUAACCAAUUUUUAACAUUCUUGGAUUUUUUUUAAUGAGGUAUAGAGAUUUGUUUUUGUUCAAUUCCCUGCUAUUUUUGUACAACUGAUUUCUUGUUUGCAUGAAGCAAAAAUAUUUAGAAAAAACUGUUUACUUGAGCAGUUUUAAUAUGCAGGGAAAAGGAACCCUGACUAAUUUAGAUACAGGCUUUUCAAAAUGUCUCAAAGAUUUAACUGGAAAAAAUUUACUUUUUCAGAUAAAUGUCAAACAGUACAAGAAAAAUAUUCUUUUUAUUAAAAAAAAAACACGAAAUGUUCUUAUAGCUUGGCAGGGAAAGUAAACUGAAAAUCUGUAUGAUUUUUAUAUAGAUUCCUAUAUAAAAAAAUUCUGUUUAUUCUGAUGAUCUCCUAUUUUUUGAGAGAACUGGUGCUGGUAUCAUAUAGAAGCGAAGUUUUAGUUAUUAAAAAAUAUAUAUAUUUCUACUGACCAACCACUGUUCAAGUAGCCUUUUGUUUGCACUUCACUGUCCUCAGCCAGUCCCUUCAAAGAGACCUAAGGGUCUGUAACAUUCCAGAGUUGGAAGCACUUUGCUCUGUCCUUCCAGCAAAUUUAGGCAGCUUAAAACUUAAUGCUUUUCUCUUAGUAUGCUAAAUGUCAGAUACUCCCAUUAUAUAAAUGCACCUGCAGAAAAAAAUCUUGCUUUGCCUAAAAAAAAAAAACCUCAGGGUUGGCAGCGCUACUGAUUCAAAUGCAGAAAGUGUGUCGGAGCACACACUGAAAGCAGCAUGCCAGACUAUCUCUCCUUAUGCAACUCCUUACAGAGUGGAGGAGAAUUUUUCCAUAGGUUUGUCUAUGCGAUCCCAGGAAUAGACAUGUCUCACUUAAGCAGUUGCAGUCCAGCACCACAGACGAUCUUCUGUCUUGGACUCUUUGAGGUGCCUUUUAGUCUUUGAAUCUUAAGUGCUGCCCUGCCCUAAUAAAAACUCAUUAACUCCUGUUAUAACUGACAUUUGUUGAGCAGUUAUUGUUUAAGUAGCUUGCCUAAUAACAGGAACAGGUUUUGAGGACCAAAAGAAACCAAGGGUAUGGCCUUAGGUCCAUUUAUCAGUGGUACCUGCUACUGAGGAGGUCUCUAUGAAAACCUGUUGACUAUAUCCAUUUUUCUCCAUUGUUCACCAUAUGAACUGUAUAGUUAAGAUGCCAUAUUAAAUUUAUAGCAGCUUGAAGUUGUAUUAAGUGAUAUUUUGCUUGCAUAAUACUGUUAUAAAAUAAAGUUUC